AUGACUAUGAUGACUGAUCCUCCGCCGCAGUUAGAUCAAGAGGAGGAUGCGAUGUCGGUUCCAGAAUUUGUAAUUGAAGGUCCUCAACCUAUGGAAGUCACACAACCAGAAGAAGCCGCCGAACCAGUUGAGGAUGAUCCUGCAUCUUCUUCUUCGAGAUUUAUUUGGAAGAUUGAGAACUUUUCUAAAUUGAACACACAAAAGCAUUACUCUGAUGUGUUCACUGUUGGUACUUAUCAAUGGCGUGUACUGAUGUUUCCAAAGGGAAACAACGUAGACCACUUAUCGAUGUUCCUUGAAAUCGCGGACUGGUCUAAUUUGCCAUAUGCUGCACAGUUCAGCUUGGCAGUCGUCAAUCAAAUCGAUAUCAAGGACACAGUGAGAAAAGAUACGCCAGAACACCAAUUUACUGCACAAGAAAGGGAUACGGGGUAUAAAUUUUUCAUGCCUCUUAGUGUACUCUACGACCCUGGUAGAGGUUAUCUCGUAGAUGAUACUUGUAUUGUUGAAGCAGAGGUUAAGAUCAUGAUGCGAACGGGUUAUGUUGGUCUUAAGAAUCAAGGAGCAACAUGUUAUAUGAACUCUCUCCUGCAGACUCUAUAUCAUAUUCCUUAUUUCAGGAAGGCAGUGUACCAUAUGCCAACAACUGAGAAAGAUUUAGCAUCAGGAGGAAGCAUCCCUUUGGCUCUACAAAGUUUGUUUUAUAAGCUUCAGUAUGGUGGUAGAAAUAGCGUCGGAACAAAGGAGCUCACUAAAUCUUUCGGAUGGAAUACACAUGAAUCUUUCAUGCAACAUGAUGUGCAGGAACUUAAUAGGGUUUUGUGUGAAAAGAUUGAAGAUAAAAUGAAGGGAACUGUUGUGGAGGGUACAAUACGACAUUUGUUCGAAGGUCACCACAUUAACUACAUAGAAUGCAUCAAGGUGGACUACGAAUCUACUCGAAAGGAAUCAUUUUAUGACCUUCAACUUGAUGUAAAAGGCUGCAAGGAUGUUUAUGCUUCUUUCGACAAGUAUGUGCAAGUGGAGCGUCUUGAAGGUGAUAACAAGUAUCAUGCUGAUCAACAGCAUGGUUUACAGGAUGCAAAGAAGGGUGUCCUUUUCGUUGACUUCCCACCUGUUCUCCAGCUCCAGCUGAAACGGUAUGAAUAUGAUUUUACGCGAGACAUGAUGGUAAAGAUAAAUGAUCGGUACGAGUUCCCGCUGCAACUUGAUCUCGACAGGGAGGAUGGCAAAUACUUAUCCCCAGAUGCUGAUAAAAGCGUUCGCAAUCUUUACACACUUCACGGUGUUUUGGUUCAUAGUGGUGGGGUGCAUGGUGGACACUAUUAUGCCUUUAUAAGACCAACACUGUCAGAGCAAUGGUUCAAAUUCGAUGACAAGCGGGUAACAAAAGAAGAUAUCAAACGGGUAUUAGAGGAGCAGUACGGUGGAGAGGCAAAAUAUUUAAAUGCAUAUAUGCUCGUGUAUAUUCGUGAAAGCGACAGAGAUGAAAUUAUGUGUAACGUGGAUGAGAAGGACAUUGCUGAACACCUGAGGAUUAGGUUGAAGAAAGAAGCAGACGAAAAGGCGCAUAAGAAGAAGGAAAAGGCAGAGGCUCACCUGUAUACUCUCAUAAAAGUUGCUCGAAAUGAGGACCUUUCGAAACAGAUUGGGACAGAUACGUGUUUUGAUCUUGUUGAUCACCACAAAGUGUGUAGUUUUCGUAUCAAGAAACAGAUGCCUUUUAAUCUCUUCAAAAAGGAGGUUGCUAAAGAGUUUGGUGUGCCCGUGCAGUUUCAGCGGUUUUGGUUUUGGGUAAAGCGUCAAAAUCAUACUUAUCGUCCAUACCGACCAUUAACACUUCAAGAGGAGACGCAACCCGUUGGACAGUUGAGAGAAGUUUUAAAUAAGUCUAUUAAUCAGGAAGUAAAGCUUUUCUUGGAAAUAGAGAUUGGUCCAGAAUCACAUCCCAUUCCUCCUCCUAGUUAUAGACGAAAAGAAGAUAUUCUUCUUUUUUUCAAGCUUUAUGAUGCUCAAAAAGAAGAAAUUCGGUAUGUGGGGAGACUUUUUGUGAAGAAUAGUGGUAAGCCUUGUGAAAUUCUUGAAAAGCUUAAUGAGAUGGCUGGGUUUUCUCCAGAUGAAGAGAUAGAACUUUAUGAGGAAAUAAUGUUUGAACCUACUGUUAUGUGUGAGCGCAUAGACAAGAAGCUCACAUUCCGCGCUAGCAUGCUUGAAGAUGGGGACAUUAUUUGCUUACAGCGAUCCGCUUCAAGUGAUAGUACUACGACAGUAUACCGCUAUCCUGACGUUCCUUCUUUUCUGAACUAUGUUCGUAACCGUCAGGUUGUGCAUUUCCGAUCUUUGGAGAAGCCGAUGGAAAAUGAUAUUUGUUUAGAACUGUCAAAGGUAUUAACAUAUGACGAUGUCACGGAAAGAGUAGCUAGCCAUCUUGGUUUGGAUGACCCAACCAAGAUCAGACUUACCCCUCAUAACUGUUACUAUCAGAAACCUAAACCCAAAGCUAUUAAGUACCAAGGUGUUGACCACUUGUCUGAGAUGUUGAUUCAUUACAAUCGGACAUCUGAUAUUCUGUAUUACGAAGUCUUGGAUAUCCCUUUACCUGAGUUGCAAGAUCUGAGUACUCUAAAGGUUGCAUUUCAUCAUUCAACAAAAAAUGAUACGGGCGUUCAUAGUAUUAGACUUCCAAAACAAAGUACAGUUGGUGACUUGAUUAAUGAUCUGAAGACAAAGGUUGACCUGUCUCAUCCAGAUGCGGAACUUAGAUUGCUGGAAGUUUCCUACCACAGGAUUUAUAAGGUUUUUCCGCUUACUGAAAAGAUUGGGAAUAUUAGUGAUGAAUACUGGACAUUGCGGGCAGAGGAGGUUCCAGAAGAGGAGAAGAACAUGGGUCCUCGGGAUCGCUUGAUUCGUGUUUAUCACUUCACAAAAGAACCAUAUACGGUACAGAAUUUCGGGGAACCAUUUUUCUUUGUCAUCCAUGAUGGAGAGACUUUAGAUGUAGUAAAAUUGCGCAUACAGAAGAAAUUGAAGGUUCCUGAUCAGGAAUUCGAUAAGUGGAAGUUUGCAUCUUUGUCAUUGCUGCUUCAACCUGAGUACCUUCAGGACUCGGAUAUAGUUUUGAGCCAUUUUCAGAGAAAAGAUGUUUAUGGAGCUUGGGAGCAGUACUUGGGAUUGGAGCAUUCUGAUAGUUCCCCAAAAAGAGCAUAUGUAGCCAGUCAAAAUCUACAAAUAGGAUAA
Molecule: messenger RNA, 3237 nt
Organism: Papaver somniferum (opium poppy)
Lineage: Eukaryota; Viridiplantae; Streptophyta; Magnoliopsida; Ranunculales; Papaveraceae
Product: ubiquitin carboxyl-terminal hydrolase 13-like
Exons: 1
Coding region: 1-3237 (1078 amino acids)
Biological process (GO): protein deubiquitination; regulation of protein stability
Cellular component (GO): nucleus; cytosol
Molecular function (GO): cysteine-type endopeptidase activity; protein binding; cysteine-type deubiquitinase activity
Source: RefSeq, a predicted model, not a curated record